Messenger RNA from Epinephelus lanceolatus (giant grouper), 1339 nucleotides. It is a transcript of the gene cibar1, whose product is annotated as CBY1 interacting BAR domain containing 1. The record is from RefSeq and is a predicted model, not a curated record. Gene Ontology annotation, cellular component: ciliary basal body; ciliary transition zone. NCBI's taxonomy places the organism in Eukaryota, Metazoa, Chordata, Actinopteri, Perciformes, Serranidae. Gene Ontology annotation, biological process: cilium assembly.
GGCAGACUGGCGUGCUAGCUUGAAAAACAAGCACAGUAAGCUAGCUUGCGUUAAAUCUGGCUCCAGAUAAACUUGCCUUAACACAGAACACAUUUCAUUUACUGCCUUUCUGCGAAGAUGAGCCGGACACCGGAUGCAAGAGCGAGGGACAACCAGACCAAAAAGAUCCAGGAAAACAUCACCAAUGUGGAGAAACAUUUUGGAGAGAUGUGCCAACUGUUUGCUGCCUAUGUGCGUAAAACAGCCAGGCUAAGGGACAAGUCGGAUGUGCUGGUUAAGGAGAUUGGUAUGUACGCAGACACAGAAACACCAGACCUGAAGAGGGGUAUGAAGCAGUUUGCUGACCACCUGGCCAAAAUUCAAGACUACCGCCAAGCUGAGGUGGAAAGACUUGAAGCCAAAGUCGUAGAGCCGUUAAAAAGCUACGGAGCUGUGGUCAAACGUAAAAGGGAGGAUCUGAAGAUGACUCAGAGUGCCAGAGACAGAGAAGCCAAACAGAUGGCUCAGCUUGAGAGGACCAGACAGAGGAACCCCUCAGACAGGCAUAUCAUUUCCCAGGCUGAGACUGAGCUCCAGAAAGCCACCAUGGAUGCCACACGGAUCACCAGGCAGCUGGAGGAGAUCAUAUACGAGUUUGAGAAGCAGAAGAUUCGCGACAUCAAGAAAAUCUUUUGUGAGUUUGUGACGGUGGAGAUGUCGUUCCACGCGAAGGCCUUGGAGCUGUACACCUUGGCCUAUCAGAGCAUUCAAAGUGUGGAUGAGGAGGAAGACCUGGAGGUGUUCAGGAGUUCGCUGCACCCCCCUGACUACCAGUCACGCUUAGACAUAGUGCGAGCUAAUUCCAAAACCUCCCUCGAUCGGACCGGGCCCUUCCUAAGUACAUCAGGGACCUCACAGCAACAAAGAGCUUCCAGUCGGCAGACCAGAAGAGAGGAGGAGGAAGAGGACGACGAAGAGGAUGAAGAUGAAUCUGAGGAGGAGGAGGAAGACGAGGACGAAGAGGAGGACACAGAUGAACAUUAAUUUCUUUAUUUGCCUUAGUUUUUGUCUAUCUGUGUGUGUAGUAUUGUUUUAUGAUGUUCAUGAAAAGCCGUGUCAUUGCCAAAAUCACCUCACACUGGUGGUCUGAGCAGUAUUGUAUUGUCAGUGUGCUGCCGUCGUGUGAUGCUUUGUAAGAGAACCUGUUCUUUACUAACGUGUUUGGAACUCCAGCCAGUUCAUGUCUUACAUAUUUUUAUAUAACUCAUGCCAAAAUGCACAUUACAUAUUCAGCUGUACAGGAGCUCCCAGUGCAUUUUAAUAUGUUAUUCAUCUUUAUAAAUAAAAAAGUUGCACAUUU